Dioszegia hungarica is the source of this 576-nucleotide messenger RNA. RefSeq lists its product as uncharacterized. The record is from RefSeq and is a predicted model, not a curated record. Bases 1 to 576 code for a protein of 191 amino acids. Lineage: Eukaryota; Fungi; Basidiomycota; Tremellomycetes; Tremellales; Bulleribasidiaceae. The transcript has a single exon.
AUGGUCGCUCUCUCUUACCUGCUCCCAUUACUCGCACUCACCCACUCUGCCACUGCCUCUGUCCAGAAUCCGAUCACAACCACAAGUCAUGCAUCCUCCUUCCCCACCGCCGCUGCCGCCGCCGCUUCGCUCGAAGAGGGCAAGCAAGCUAGCGGUCAGGGGCGAGGGGACACGUACGUCUCGGUCGGAGAUCAAGGUGUCGAACACAUAGCGGACGACACGACUGCUGCGACGUCGACUCAACCGGCUGAGGACGAGGUCGAUCUCCCAUCCUCAGUCGGGUAUGACGGGCUCAGCUUGCAGGAGUUGCAGAAGCUGGAGACGAUAUACGAGGCGCUGAACAAGCUAGCCAAGAAGCAGCUGGCUGACAUCGAGGAGUUGGAGCGGAUCAGAUCCAUCGAGCUGGCAAAGACGCUACCGGAUACCUCGACCGCAAGCGACGGGAUGGCUCAGAGUGAGGGUCCCAGGGAGGACCACGAGUAUGUUCAAGCCGCCUUGAUUUGGCAGUUGGUGAACCUCCUCAACACCUCGUCCUCCCAAGGCGAUGACGGUAUCCUUCCUCUCGCUUACAUCUGA